Messenger RNA from Megalops cyprinoides (Indo-Pacific tarpon), 948 nucleotides. Its product is annotated as probable G-protein coupled receptor 160. The record is from RefSeq and is a predicted model, not a curated record. The transcript has a single exon. Lineage: Eukaryota; Metazoa; Chordata; Actinopteri; Elopiformes; Megalopidae. Gene Ontology annotation, cellular component: signaling receptor complex; plasma membrane. Bases 1 to 948 code for a protein of 315 amino acids.
AUGGAGACCCCCAUCCCCACUCUGCUGCUGGUUCUGGGCGGGAAGUGCCUGCUGAACUGGGCCGUGGUUCUGGCCCAGAGGGGCCCCAUGGUCCGGAGUUUUCUGGGAACGUUCUGCGUCUCGUUGGCUGCCACAGAUUUGCUGCUCUCCCUCGCUGUCUCCGCCAUCUUCUUCCUGGGUGACCUGAGUGUUCUGGGCUUGCGCCUGACUCGGUACCACAUCUGCCUGCUGGCCCAGGUGGCCUGCUUCACCUACGGCCAGCUGCACUGGCCCGUCUUCCUGCUGGGGGGUCUGGACUUCGCCUGGACCCUUUCCCCCAGGCCAGUGCGUCUAGGCUGGGCCCGCAGACUGGCCUACCCCUCGGGGGUCUGUGCGGUCUGGGCCUCGGCGUUGCUCUGGGUCUUCUCGGGCUCGGGAUUCGACCCCUACAUCGAGGGGGGCCCCCACCUCCUGCUGCGGCAGUGUCGGGUGUUCCCCAGCCCACAGAGCACCCAGGUGGGCGUGGUGCUCCUGCUGGCCGUGGGCGUCGCCCUCCUGUGCUGCUGUCUGGAGUUUCUGCCAUGCAGGAAUUCUGGGAUAGCCAUGGGAGGUGGGGGAGGGGCCUCAGUCACGAGGUGUUGCCAGAAUGCCACCCGCCACUGCCUCUACCGUACCCUGGCAGACUUCCUCAGCACCUGGUAUGCCUUUGUGAUCCUGCUGGUGGCGCUCUUGCUGCUGCGGGUGGAGACCCCAGCGUUCCUAGACAUGAACGUGCCCUGGCUCUGCUUCCUGAACAGCUUCCUGAUCGGUGCCAUCUGUUGGUGGAGGUCCCCAACGUUUCAGUGGGAGAGGGACCCUGUGUUCCCAGAUGGCUUCUGCCGGUGGCAUUUUCUCAGGUCGGUGUCUGCAGACAUCAAUGGCAGAAAAACAGAGAGCUCCAGGUCCUCUCACAGAAACAGGAUUCACUGA